Molecule: messenger RNA, 1158 nt
Organism: Aspergillus uvarum CBS 121591
Lineage: Eukaryota; Fungi; Ascomycota; Eurotiomycetes; Eurotiales; Aspergillaceae
Exons: 3
Coding region: 438-905 (155 amino acids)
Source: RefSeq, a predicted model, not a curated record
GACGAACUGCCGGGCUGACUGACUGACCGAAAUAAUGCUCACUCAUCCAUUCCCUCGUCCGGGACUGUCCCCUCACCCAAACUGGGUCUCUCCCCCUUCCCUUGGAUUGUGAGGAGGCUUGUCCUUCCAGCCUGGCUGGCUGGCUGGCUGGCUGGCUGUCCGUUUCCUCUGUUCCCUGCCGGCCGUCCCCUCUCUCUCUGCCCUUUUCCCUCUUAUACUUCUCUCACACCCCAGCUUGCUCUCUCCCCUCUCUCUCUUCUCCCUCUCCCUACUUUACUCUCCUACACUCUUUACCUCUUCCAUACACCCAUACAGCCCUUGGGACCUUUCCUUGUCCUUCUACCAUUAACUCUCCUCAAUACAAAUUCAUCCACUAGUUGCGCAAUUGCGCAAUUGACCCAUCCUUCUCUUUCUGAAUAUCCUAAUCAUCAUACAUCAUGUCUACUCGUAAGAGAAAGCAAGAAGCCGAGGAGGAGGAAGAGCUUCAAUCGCUUCCUGAAGACAGCGAGGAAGAAGAGGAAUAUGAAGACUCCGAGGUAGAGCAAAGCGACCUCGGCAGCGAGGAAGAAGAGGUGGAGGAGGAAUUUGACGAGGAAGCCGAGGGUGAGGCUGAAGAGCCCGAAGAAGAACCCCCUGCGCCCAAGAAACGAAAGACCGCUCCAGCUCCUCCGGCUGACGAGGAAGAGGAAGAGGAAGAGGAGGAGGUUGCGCAGAACGGCGAAAACGAUGCCGAGAACGGCGUUGAUGAUGAGGAUGAAGAAGAGGAGGAAGAGCUCGCUGACGAUGACCUUGAAGAGGAAGAUGAUACCGCUAAGGAGAGCGGACCCGCCAAGGCGGCCGCGAAGGCUAAGGGAGGUGUUGUUCCCAAGGAGCCUGAGGUGGAUAUCGAGGGCGAUGACGAGUGAUCACGUCGCUGUUCUUGUGCCCUAUAUUACUUCGUCUUCUAUCCGAGGCAGCGAUCUUGACUGAUUUCGAAGAUGCUUUGUGAUUUUCAGCCCCGUGUGCUAAUAUCGUUAUCUGCUUGCGACACGGUUUAUUUUUAUUUGAGGGUAUUAUCAUUGUUAUGCUGGCUGAUGAAGAGCCCCCUUGGAUAGGUUCCAGGUUAUUAUUACUUUCGCUGGUUGCGACGAUAAAUUCUUAUUUUCCCUCGGAAUUUGG